UUGAAAUGCCUUGUGUUUAGAGGGUUUUUAACCUUAAAAAUAAAAAAUAUAUUAGGAAAAAGAAGAUAAGCUGAGAGAUGAAUAAAAACAAAAGAAAGUUCAAUGAUUCCAACAGAGGUUCUAAGCGUUUUUGUCAAAAUUUUGGACAUGAACAAAGAAAUCCGAAGGAUAUCAUUAUACCGACAAAAAAAUCCAUAUUUGCUGGAAGCUCGAGAGGUGGUCACAGCAGAGGAAAUGACUCUUCUCGGUCACUGGAUGCGUACAUGCCACAAGGUGUGAAUGUUUACGACUAUGCAGAAUCUCGAGCUCUGGAGAUGAAAAAUCUCAAACGUGCAUUAACGGAGGCUAAAUUUUCUCAAGAUAUGAGAGCAUUUCAGCAAUUGCCACGACAUAUGAGAAGAAGAGCAGCUAGCCACGACGUGAAGAGAUUGCCAAAAUAUUUGAGAAACAGAGCAUUGAAAGAGAUGGAUGAACCAGCAUCGAAAAAGAAAUCUCGCAAAUUUAAACGACGUCCAAAGAAUUUGGUAGAAGAGUACACAAGACGAAGUAAAAACCAUUUUUGGCUGGAAACUCAUAUAUGGCAUGCGAAGCGCUUUAAAAUGGUGGAAAAAUGGGGUUACAAAAUAGCACAGCAGCCAUGUGAUAAAAGUUUUCGUGCUACAUAUAGAGCUGCAACACAGACUUGUUUGUUACAGGAUAAAUCGUUCAUGGAGUUUAUUGAGUUCGCUGGCAGUGAGGAACACAUAAUUGAAGUAUUAAAACAGAUGUGCCCACCAGGUGCAGAAAAACUCCUAACAACAGAGAAAGUGCUGAGUGGAAGUUGUUAUGAAGAGAUUAUCUUGUAUCAGUGCAAUCAACAUCCUUACAAAGCAGUGGGACCUGUAAAAUUUAUAUGGACGAGUAACAACACUGAUGCAGUCAAGCGUUUAGUGUUAAUCAGUCAUCCUUCUAUCUCAUCAGAAGUACUACACGAAGUCAGGAGUAUAAGUUCUGACAGAAUAACGAUUGGAGUGAUUGUGGAUGUUAAGAUGGAGGACGAUGGAAGUGUAAACACAAGCCAACAAACUGAAAUAAACAACUGUAUGCAAACACCAGAAAAUAAUCUAGAUGUUAAACCCAACCAAACACACAUACUUAAGAAUGUCUCCAAUUAUAACAAAAAUGACACACAAGCGCUAGAGAAUGUUCCUUAUGUUAAAGCUAACUGCACACAAACAGAGCAGAAGGAGAAAUUACCUCAUAUUUUUGUUACCAAACGUGUUUUAGACUUUGUCGUGUUCUCGUUAACCGGUCCAAUAAGUCAUAAAAUUCUCAAUAAUGUUUUCACCUUUCCCAACCAGAGUGAUGAUUCUACACAUAAUAAACAUUCAAAUAAAUUAUGGGAAAGUUUGUCCACUGAUGAAGUAUGUGCACAGCACAAUUCUAUUUUUAACUUGAUUGUUGAAGAUCCUAGGUUUCACAUCCCAUACAAAAAAAAGAAUCCACACAAGCUACCUACACAUUUAGCUCAAAAGUCUACUGUGGUUGAGCACUGUAACACUCCAUCUCUGCUAUGGAAUAAAGACAAUCGUGAGAAAAUAAAAAGUGAAAAGAAGACAGAUCUUGAAAUUAAUUCCCUCCGGAAUGAAUACCUCCUUCCUGGAAGUAAACUACCAAUAUCAAGCCCAAAGAUUCCAGUUGUGGUACUUCAAAGACCUUGUGUAACUGUCAAUCAAACAUCCACUGGUGGUGGUGAUAGGUCUUAUAAUGGAGGAUUAGAUAUCUUGUUGCCAGCCAACUGGGCAAUGCCAUUUUGGGUAGCAUUAACAUAUCAAGGUGCUCGUGCUGGAGGUUUGAGAGAGGAGGAGAACGUAGAUUUGGAAUGUCUGCUUCCAUAUUUUCCCAACAGCUUUCCUGAUACAUCUGCUGGACGAGAAGUUGCUAAGAAAAAAAAGAAGGAAGCAGAAGAUAACCACAUGAGACAUCCACCAAACAACAGAUGCAACUAUGAUGUAUUGGGCAUCAAAAACCCUUUUGCAUUACCAUGGCAAGAUCUGCUCAAUGAAUGGCGAUACAACUUGACUGCGCUUUUACCAAACUUGAAAGAUAUUGUCAAUUACAGGAAGGAAGAUUUUUACGUGUUACGUGAUAACGCGGUAUUAAAUGACUUGAACAAGUUCUUUACACAAGAAUCAAAGGAUACGGACAAGAAAUUGUUAGAUUUGAUGUUAAAUUAUGCAAACUGUCUUGUUCCUGUACGUGUGUAUGCUUUGAAGAAGGGUUGCCCUGAAAUGAAUGCACCACUGUGUAUACCUCUACAAAAGGAUAUUGAGUAUAUUAACAGAUCUGAAGACUUAGAUAAUGAUGUAGGACCGCUUGAGCCUAAACAUGGUGGAUUAAAACACCUAUUUCCUUAUAUUUGCAAACAGCAUGAAAUAUUACGUCACAACGCGCUGACUAUUGGUUGUAAUACGAGGUGGGUUAUUGGUUAUGUGCAGGAUGGAAGAUAUUCACUAGCUCGUGGAAAGGGUGCAGCUAUUGGUUUUGUGAGUAUGCUUGGAUUGCGGUAUCUUGUGGACACCAAUACUGAGUUCAAGUUGUUGUUUCGUAACAUAGGAUCCUUUCAAUACCGUUUUUGCAACUUUGAAGUUAUGACCAGUUCAUAAUGGCCGAUUUCAUGUUUUUUAUAAUUUUUUAAGAUCGGUUACAUAACUUAUUGGAUGAAAUAUUUCUCUAAUGUUUUUUGGCACGUUAGAGUGUUAUUGUGUUUUUUGUGGAAAUUUGCAAAAUCUAGGAGCAAUUAUUCCUAUCUCCCAAAAUAAUAUUUCUAUCUAUUCUGUGUGUUUAGUGAUGUAUUUUACGUCCUUAUUUCGACUUGUAAGAACACCUAAAAUUUAUGACUAUCGUAGCAAGAUUGACAAUUUUUGUCUUAGGCUCAGCUGGCUAGCAUGAAAAAAAAUUGACAAAAAAGUAUUAUGGUAAAGUGUCAUGCUUUUUUAAGUAUUAAAACUACCUUCCUACAUGUUAAUUUUCUGCAUCAUGAUAUAAUGAGAAAAGUAUUUGGUUUUUUAUGUAUUUUGCAUCAUUUUUUAUGGUGUUGUUUUAUAUAUAUAUUUAUAUAUAUCAUAUAGUUUAUCAUUCUCAUGAAUACAUUUACAACUUACAAGAAUAA
This is a messenger RNA of Hydractinia symbiolongicarpus, 3151 nucleotides long. RefSeq lists its product as uncharacterized. NCBI's taxonomy places the organism in Eukaryota, Metazoa, Cnidaria, Hydrozoa, Anthoathecata, Hydractiniidae. Gene Ontology annotation, cellular component: ribonuclease MRP complex; nucleolar ribonuclease P complex. The record is from RefSeq and is a predicted model, not a curated record. The transcript is spliced from 9 exons. Gene Ontology annotation, biological process: tRNA 5'-leader removal. Bases 78 to 2645 code for a protein of 855 amino acids.